This is a messenger RNA of Trichoplax adhaerens, 363 nucleotides long. RefSeq lists its product as uncharacterized. The transcript has 2 exons. NCBI's taxonomy places the organism in Eukaryota, Metazoa, Placozoa, Uniplacotomia, Trichoplacea, Trichoplacidae. The record is from RefSeq and is a predicted model, not a curated record. The coding region runs from base 1 to 363 and encodes 120 amino acids.
AUGGCAGAAGACGAAGACAUAUUAGGGGAACAUGUAGUUAUACCUCCGAUGCAAAACAUUUACAUUAAGGUUUCUCAUAUUGUUUAUAAUGCCGCUAAGAAAUGUUAUACAAUUGGGGCUGAAUUAGCUGUAAUCAAGGAAGGUCUAUUUAGGGAGCACUUUAUUAUUUACAAAGGAGAAAAGAUUUCAAGAUCUGAUAACGUUAGCAAGUUAUUAGAUAAUGAAUACCUGACUGUUAUCAUUAAAGCGCAAAUAAUGGGAAAAGGCAGAGGUACUCCUUCUUUAAAGGAUGGAGUACAUAAAAUUGGUGUUAUUGAAAGUGAUAAUGACUCAGACUCAAGUGACUGGAAAGGCUUCGAUUAA